Molecule: messenger RNA, 4113 nt
Organism: Megalopta genalis
Lineage: Eukaryota; Metazoa; Arthropoda; Insecta; Hymenoptera; Halictidae
Gene: Ipo9
Product: Importin 9
Biological process (GO): protein import into nucleus
Cellular component (GO): cytosol; nuclear envelope
Molecular function (GO): small GTPase binding
Source: RefSeq, a predicted model, not a curated record
UUGCAUGACAUGGAUACACAGGAGAAUCUCGAUUCGUUAAUCGUUAAAUCUGCCCGAUAAAAGAGAUUCGAAUACAGUUGCGUUUCGAUUAUUCGAGAUGUUCUGAAUAUCAAAACUAAUUAGAAAGGGAAUAGAACAACGGUUACUACGUACAUUCGAACAAAAUAGGAUUGAACAAUUCGGCCACCGCCGGAUCGCAAUUUUGUGCCGGAUAAUCGGAACUGCACUGUAUAGCUUAUGUGUAUUCUACGUGAUUUGCGUGCAAUGUAUACAUGUGUGCAUAAAAAUUACUAGAAUUUUAUUAACUGCAUCAGCCUACAAUAUCACGUCGCAUUAUUCAUAAAGCAACCUGAUUUUUAGUUGUAAAACAGUUGCAGAAGCUUGUUAUAGUUUGUAGUUGUGCACAUGAAAGUUGAAAGAAAAGUCACUAUGUGUACGUUUAUUUUUUCGUAACACGUCGCUCAACGUCACUGAACUUUAGAUGAUUCAAAUGUACGGAUACUUUGCGCCUUUGGUACGUACGGUGUAAUGUAACUUCAACUCAUGAUUUGCGAUAAGUUUUAUAUAAUUUAGGAAACUGUUGCGCCUUAAUUGAAAAUGUAGGAGUUGAAGCACGUUCUUAUUGCACGCAUACAAAUAGUAAUAUUGUAAAGAAGAAUUUCCAGGUUCAUAUGUGUCACCUUAACCUUCUUCGUCUUUUUAUCAAACCGGCUUUAUCGAAUUAUAACGUUCAACGAACAGCACAAAUCGCACGUUUAUUUCACCUCAUUCUUGAUUUUAUACUGUACGGAGUAAAUACAUUUUAAUGAGAACGUAAUUUAGGAGAUCAAGCCACUGUAAUGUAAGAGUCUUGAAUACAGAAGUGGUUCGGUAGCAUCACAAUAAAUACUCAACAGAGAUAUGUGUACAGGUGCGAAGUAAAAAGAUAGGAAAUCGUUGCAAUGAGUACAAUGGGAUCUGAUGUACAAGGCUCUUUGAGGGAGGCCUUGUACGAAACAUUGACUGGUAUCCUGUCGCCUGAUCGGGACAUGCGUCAAGCUGCGGAGCAGAGAAUUCAAGCUUUGGAAGUCACGGAAGAAUUUGGCAUUCAUUUAACAGAAUUUGUAGUGAGUCCUGCUGGACUUUUACCUAUUAGGCAGCUAGCAUCUGUAUUGUUGAAACAAUAUGUGGAAACUCAUUGGUGUUCCGUGGCUGAAAAAUUUCGACCACCAGAAAUAAAUCUUGCAACAAAAGAGAGAAUCAAAGAAUUGUUGCCGUUAGGACUUAGAGAAUCUAUUAGUAAAGUGCGUACAGCAGUGGCAUAUGCGAUUUCGGCCAUUGCUCACUGGGAUUGGCCAGAAAAUUGGCCAGGUUUAUUUGAUAUACUUGUCAGUUGUUUAAGCGGAGAAAGCGAAUAUGCUGUGCAUGGAGCAAUGAGAGUUUUAACCGAAUUUACUUCAGAUCUUACUGAUACCCAGUUACCUAAUGUGGGACCAGUUAUACUUCAAGAAAUGUAUAGGAUAUUUCAAAGUGAAAAUCAAUAUUCCAUUAGAACCCGUGGACGUGCGGUCGAAAUAUUCACCACGAUCACGACAUUAGUAGCUGCCACAGAACUGUAUCAAAAGGGAUUCACAGAACAAUAUCUGCAACCGAUCAUUCCCAUGUUUUGUGAGAAGUUUGUUCAAAGCUUACAAGUGCCUGAUGGCCCAACCAGCGAUAGCGGGCUGAAAACUGAUGUUAUUAAAGCUAUAAAUUGCCUUGUAACUAGAUUACCUAAGUACGUGACAAGCUUUUUGCCACAAAUGCUGCCGCCCAUUUGGAAAACAUUAACUCAAAGCGCAAAAUUUUAUCAAGAAGGAACUGUGAACGGAGACGGAGACGAGCACGAUAAAGAGGUUGACUCCGAUGGCGUGAUAAUUAACUUCAAUAACUUAAUCAUAGCGAUAUUCGAGUUCGUUAAUUCCAUUGUGGACCGCAAGCGAUUCUCGAACCUUUUAGAUAAUUUAUUAGAGGACGUUAUGUACUAUCUGAUCAUCUUCAUGCAGAUAACUGAAGAUCAGAUCGAAUUAUGGUCGACGAGUCCGAAUCAGUUUGUAGAGGAUGAGGAUGUGUUCGCCUAUAAUGUUCGGAUUUCCGCUCAAGAGCUUCUGACAGCUCUCGUCAAUUAUUCCGCGGAUAAGGCAAUUAACGCCUUGUGCAAAGUGAUCACACGGCACAUCGAAGCAACCAAUGCCUUGCAAAACGCUAACGGUUGUGGCGAGAACAACGAGUCCUGGUGGAAGUUGCGCGAAUCUUCAAUAUUGGCUUUAAGCAAAGUCAAACCCGCCGUAGUGGAGAAGUAUGCCUCCGGGAUGCUUCAAUUCGAUAUUAUUCAAUUCUUAGCAACAGUUGUGUUAGCUACUUUGAACGAUUCAGGUGCUCCGCCGUUACUUCUUGGUCGCUGUUUAUGCGUCGGCGGCAAGUAUGCCGAAAUAAUACCAUCACCGUUAAACUCUCAGUUUCUGGAAGCAACUGUUAAUGGUUUGCAAGAGAAUCAACCAGCCUGUAUUAGAAUCAGUGCUGUGAAAGCUAUCUAUUGGUUCUGCGAAGCAUCGAACACGGAAACUAGCAUAGACAUGGUCAACAAUAUACGAUCUCAUUUGCCAGAAAUAUUCCAGGGACUCUUCAAUUUAGCCACUCAACCCUCCACAGAGGUUUUAACUUUGGUUAUGGAAACGUUACAAGUCUUGAUAUCGAUGGAUGAAGCGUUCACCGCUUCGGUGGAAAAUAAAGUCUGUCCACUGACCAUCGCCAUAUUUUUGAAAUUCUACAGCGAUCCAAUAAUCUUUGAGCUGUGCCAAGAUAUAUUCAAGAGUCUCACGCAAAACCCGGAUUGUAUAGGACCGUUGCAGACCCGUUUGGUACCUACUCUGACAAGCAUGAUGGCUGUGACGUCCAUGGACAAGUCCAAAGACGAGAGGUGUCGAGAAGUAGCUUUGGACGUACUGCAAGUUUUGGUGCAGUACUCUCCAAUACCUUUAAGCAGUACGCUGGUCGAGACUGCUUUCCCUGCCGCGUGCCAAUGUAUCCUAAAUUCACAAGACAACGAGACCUUGCAAAACGGGGGCGAAGUGAUACGCACCUACUUAUCCGUCGCAGCGCGACAAGUCACGGCGCACCGCGACAACGAUGGCCAAACUGGCUUGCAGUAUAUAUUGCAGAUAAUUGCUCAACUACUGAAUCCACAGUCGAGUGAGUUCACUGCCAUUUUCGUCGGUCGGCUGGUAACGACGUUAAUCAGGAAGGCAGGCGACACGCUAGGCGAGAAUCUCGACUUGUUGCUGAAAGCUGUGUUGAGCAAGAUGCAACGGGCGGAGACCUUGACCGUGGUACAGAGUUUGCUCAUGAUAUACGCCCAUCUGAUAAACACGGAAUUCGACGCCGUCCUAAACUUUCUGUCCAUCGUGCCGGGCCCUACAGGACAGAGCGCUCUCGCGUUUGUGCUCACCGAGUGGGUCGGCAGGCAGCAUUUGUUCUUCGGCAGAUACGAACGGAAAGUGGCCACGGUCGCGCUAUGCAAGAUACUCGAGUUCGGUGUCACUCACGACGACAGUCGGUUGAAUGAGAUCACCGUCAAGGGUGAUCAAAUAUUUUCAGGGAACGAGGAGGGUGUGAGGACUAGGAGCAAAGCGGAAUCGCAGCCUUAUCAGUGGACCACGAUACCGGUGCUGGCCAAGAUCUUCAAGCUGAUCAUCAAUGAGCUGUCGAACGAUAUGGAAGCGGUCGCCGCGAAUCAGGAGUCGGACGAAUCCGAUGACGACGAAGAGGGUGAAGACAACAAUACUUUCCUAGAUCCCGGCUACGAGACCAUGUUAUUGUUGGACGAAGCUGCGAACGAUGCGGAGGAAGGCGAAGAGGAUCCGGAGUUGCUGGAAGACUCGAUCUACCAUUUGAAUCUUGGUCAAUACAUGCGUGACUUUCUGUUGAACUUUUCGACGCAUCAUUGUUUCCCCGCUUACGUUCAGCACCUGAACAUUCCGGAGCGGAAAGUGCUGAGCAGUUUAAAUAUCAACGCAUCGUUUAUGUAAUGGAUAAAUAGAUAUAUCGGUCAUCAGAUUUUUGAAUUUCGUAAUAAAAACAUGCAAGCCUUUUGUA